UCCGGGCGACGCGGCUGUGGGAGCUACGGGGAUACACGCCCUCCGCCGGUCCUGCUUGGCGACCCUGCGCUCUUCCGCCUGUCUGUCCGCUCCGCCACCAGGACCCUCCAAGGGUCUCUCUGGUCCCUCCUGUCCUUUUCUCAGCAGCAGGCCGGACCGGGCCGAGCCGGGCCGAGCCGGGCCGAGCCGGGCCGCCGGGGCGCGGUCCCUGACCAUGGCGUCCCUCUUCAAGAAGAAAACCGUGGAUGAUGUAAUAAAGGAACAGAAUCGAGAAUUACGAGGUACACAGAGAGCUAUAAUCAGAGAUCGAGCAGCUUUAGAGAAACAAGAAAAACAGCUGGAAUUAGAAAUUAAGAAAAUGGCCAAGAUCGGUAAUAAAGAUGCUUGUAGGGUUUUAGCCAAACAGCUUGUACAUCUACGGAAACAGAAAACAAGAACUUUUGCUGUAAGUUCAAAAGUCACUUCUAUGUCCACACAAACAAAAGUGAUGAAUUCUCAGAUGAAGAUGGCUGGAGCAAUGUCUACCACAGCAAAAACAAUGCAGGCAGUUAACAAGAAGAUGGAUCCACAAAAGACAUUACAAACAAUGCAGAAUUUCCAGAAGGAAAACAUGAAAAUGGAAAUGACUGAAGAAAUGAUCAAUGACACACUUGAUGACAUCUUUGAUGGCUCUGAUGAUGAAGAAGAAAGCCAGGAUAUUGUGAAUCAAGUUCUUGAUGAAAUUGGAAUUGAGAUCUCUGGGAAGAUGGCCAAAGCUCCAUCAGCUGCCAGAAGCUUACCAUCUGCCUCUACUUCAAAGGCUACAAUCUCCGAUGAAGAGAUUGAACGGCAACUGAAAGCUUUAGGAGUAGAUUAGUCAAAACAUCAUAGUAUUUUUGCUUAUUGAAAAAUAUUAGGUAUCAACCAGGCACAGUCCAGAUUCCUUUUCCAAAACACUUUAUUUUCCAAAAAUGAAGACCAUGAGUGAACAGUUUGCUAACCAUGGGUAUAUUGAAUUUUUUGCCAAAGAAUGACAAUGAUGCAAAAUGGGAACAUUUUGGAUUUUAAUUACAACCACUUAGGCGUGAUGAUGUAUAAAAAGUUGGCUUCUUUUCUGCAUGGCAAACAGAAAGUAUCUUCAUUAUUUAGUGUCAGGUUCUGUUCUAAAUCUUUUUACAUUGAAUAAAAAAACCUCAUUAAAUGCCAGUAAGCACUAACUUAAAGAGACAUGUAAAUUAUUAAAAAUUUAUUGUUAAUUCUGUAUCUGUUGCUUGUCUUUUGUAAACAAUUACAUGUUUUGACCAUAGGCAGUCCAGUUGCCAAAUUAUUUCUAAGGGAUCUAAAAGAAGGAUGCUAUUUAAACAUCUGUCUUAAGCAAAACUGUUACGAGCUUUCCUUUCCUUUUCUUUUGCUUCGGGAAAACAUUGUAGUUGGUAGGUUUAUUACAUUUCAAGAUGUGCUUGGCACCUGCCUUAAAUAGCACAAGCAUAUUGUGCACAUCUUUAAAUUUUUAACUGGCGGAAAAGACUACACUUUAAAAUUGAGGCCUCUUAAAAGACUUUCCCAGGCUACUGUUGUUAAGCUUACAAAAGUGAAUUGAAUAUAAUUGGCCAAAAAAAAAAAAAAAAAAAAGACACUGAAUUAGUGACACUUUAUAGUAAUAAAAUGGUAUAUUUUGUUCUGUCUUCCAAGAACUGAGAUUUUCUCCAUAUGAAUUGCAAUUUAAUGUCCAUUUAAUUUUGAACAUACUAAUGUAUAUAUUGAUCCCUCUAAAUUCAAGCCAUUAUUCUCUAUUAAGUACUUGCUACUGUGACAAUAACUUGACUUAAAUUUUUAAAAUAAAAAUUAUCCUUUUUUUGUAAAUAAACCACAACUUUGUCAGAAAUUACUGCCUAAAUGUGCAUUAUUGUAUUAGCUGCAUUUUUUAAGGUAAAGUUGCUGUAAUAUUUAGUGUAUGUAUGAGAGAAAAUGGGAAUACCAGGUUAGAAAUAGAAUUUAGAAUGGGGUUAGUUUUGAAAAUGAUGCUGUAAUAUAUGAAUUCUGACACAUUUCACUAAAAAAAAACUCUGAGAUCAGAUUUGUGUAAUCUUGUUAAUUUGGGGUGAUGUACAUUUUGGGCUUAAUGUUAACAGAAGAAAAACUACAUUUUAGGAUUAGUAUUCACGUGUCACAUAGAUUGGUGGGAGGAACAAAAGCUACGCUGUGCAUUUUGAAUCUAGCCCAUUUUGCAAUGUUCAAAGAUUAGGUUUCAUUAUUAGCAAUUUUAAGUAGUACACGGUUUCCCUGAAUAGUAGAUGGGUCAAAACAUUUUACUGGCUUAUGGAAUGUUAAUCCAGAACAUGUUUUGAUGCUUGAGUAUAUGUAAUAAUACCCAUCUAACUUUACUUUCUUGUUUACAUAUGGGGGAUUUUGAUUUAAAAAAUU
This is a messenger RNA of Lepus europaeus (European hare), 2403 nucleotides long. It is a transcript of the gene CHMP2B, whose product is annotated as charged multivesicular body protein 2B. Gene Ontology annotation, cellular component: ESCRT III complex; multivesicular body. The transcript has 6 exons. The record is from RefSeq and is a predicted model, not a curated record. The coding region runs from base 215 to 856 and encodes 213 amino acids. Gene Ontology annotation, biological process: protein transport; endosome transport via multivesicular body sorting pathway; late endosome to vacuole transport. NCBI's taxonomy places the organism in Eukaryota, Metazoa, Chordata, Mammalia, Lagomorpha, Leporidae.